ACUGGCUGCACAGGAAUUCCGAUACUUCGUCCAAUCCUCACAGAACAUGUGGAAGAAGGCCAUCACAAACCUCUCGGGUCUGCCCACCACAAUGUCCUCCCCGCUGAAGUCGCUAUGUGUGCUCAUUACGCCGAACGACAUGCGCGUACAGACAGUGAAAAACUACGCCAAUGGCGAUGCUAAAACUGUAUUGAACAGGCUCAAAACAGGGAUCGGUAGGAAGCCCUUCGGGCGAAAACCUCGCACUGACCGCACGGGCCCGUCGUGCACGUGUCCCGACUGCGGGAAGAGCUUCCUCAGCCCACACUUCCUGAACUUGCACCUGAUAAACAGUGGGCAAAAGGAGGCGUGUGUGCUGUGCGGCGAUGUAGUGUUACGCGGCCAGCAGAUGAAGGAACACAUGAGCGCUGCGCAUCAUACUGACCUGCUACUCUGCAAUGAAUGCCCGCUGUUGUUCUCCAACGAACAGGAGCUGUCGAAGCACAUUAAAAUAUGUCACCAACCAGGUUGUUUAACGUGCGGUGAGUGCGGCAGAAGUUUCCCUAGAAAAGUGGCGUUCGACCAUCACACACAGAUGCAUAUGGUGCGGACUUGUCGCAGCUGCGGCGCGCAGUUCACGAACCGAGGCUGUUACAGGGAGCACAGGAUGCAGUGCGAGCCCGAUGCGAAGCCUAGCAUGGACAGCGUGCCGCGAGCCCGCCGGUCUAACAUUCGCGACCCGGCGACCUACACGUGCGACUACUGCGGGAAGACGUACUCCUCGCGGCCGCAGCUCAAGAACCACAUCCUGUGGAUCCACAUGGACGUGCGCCCGCACCAGUGCCAAUGGUGCGGGAAGCGGUUCUACACGCCGGCACGACUUGCCGAACACACAGUGGUUCACACGCGAGUGCGGAACUUUGAGUGCGACAUAUGUGGUGCAAAAUUGGUGACAAAAAUGGCGGCGAUAUACCACAAGCGGCGGCACACGGGUGAGCGGCCGUACAAGUGCGAGGACUGUGGGGAGAGCUUCAUAUCAUCCUCGCGCAGAUCAGAGCACGCCAAGCGGAAGCACAAUAGAGGCAUAAAGCCCCAGUGCCAUUUAUGUCCGGCCAAUUUUGUCAGGAAACAAGAGUUGAAGAGGCACAUAGAGAAGAACCACACGUCACACAGAGCGAAUGUUUGAUGGUGUAAAUUGAAUGAAAAUAAACAUGGGUAACCCCAGGUCCUAGGCCUAUUAACGUGUGGUACCUGUUACGGUUUCCCGCGUAUUCCUCUAAUAAUGAGUUCUCGAGUCAAUUCCGUAAAUAAAUUGGGUGGCAUGGCAUGGACUUCGUUCUUCCGUUAAGAUUACUAUAUUUAUAGGUAGGUAUAAUUGAUGAGUUGAAAUAUUAAAUAUAAAUUACACAUAUUAAAAGACUGCCUUUGUACAGUCAGUGUAAGACACACAUCAAUCGGUAGGUAAUGAUUUAUUAAAAUUCUAGAUAUUGUAUUCUUGAAGUGAUAUCUGUCGUAAGAAAUUGACACAAAUAUAUAUAAUUAAUUUUUUUUUUUUUUUGGUAAUUGACCCCGCCGUCAACACCGGGGGAAAACCGGGAAUACUAGAAUCCUCCGGCUUUGCGACUGCAGGGUCCUGGAGGAAAGUUAGUAGGGGAUAGCAGGAAAGGAAGUGUUUGGAAAGGAUAAGGAAAACUCUUAGAAUGGGAGGAGGGGAGAAGCAUAGGAACUGUUCGCGAGCCUUUAUGUGAAUUGGCAAUCAUGAGGUAUAUACACUUAUGUAACUGUGUGCCUACUGCCUAGAGCCGCGACAAAUGUCCUAAUGUAUGGGCGUGCAUACCAUGCGCACAAGAAUUGCCUCAGCGGGGGAUGGCACGAAUAUUGUCGUUCACUUCGAAAUACUAUAACUAGAAAUUUUAUAAUAGCUACAAAUAAGUUUAUAUGGUCUUUGUAAUGAACAGGGUAAGUACAUUUUUUAGGUUGCACAUUUUAUUUCCCGCCAAUUUGUAAACAUCGAUAAAAAAUGGCGGCAAAAUAGACGAAACACACAAUAUGAAUUUCUCCACUUAUUAUAGUUGUAAAUGGGGAAUAUAGUAUCUACUUGAUAAUUAUUAAUUUAACUAUGAUUUUAUGGAUACUACAAGUCAUGAAAACAUGAAAAUUGUUUUAUGCAGUAAACACGACCAAAGUAAUUAUUUUUACUCAUUUUUAUAAUAAGGUCGCAUGAAUCCAGAUUGUUUCUGACAUUCUUACAAUAGUGAUUAUAAAUCGGUGUUUUAACCAAUGAAUUGUUCUGUUCUUGAAAAAAAUUGAAAGGCAGUGCUGCUGAGAUGGAUUAUCUGUAUAUGGGACAUAAAAAAAAAACCUGUGUAGAUUUUAGUUUCAGCGCCCUUUUUUUAUGUCCCAAAACUGUAAUUUUUAUUUGUAAAUGGUUCUGUCAGCUUGUUAGUACGUAAUUACAUAUCUAAUAUAAAAAAUCUGUACGAAAAGCUAUAUCCAAUUUUUUCGACGAUCCUUUUUUUUAGAUCCCAAUAAUACUAUUUUGGUUUGUUAAACCCAUCUUCUAGUACGAAACCGAAACAUAAAUCUAACAGCCGUUACAAUCCCAAUCUCAAUCUUCAAUCGAUUCCGAGAAUGAACCAAUCAAAAUAAGACAUUUGUGAGCACGUAAAAAAACUGUUCUGAUUGGUCCAUUUUCGAGAUAGGUCGAAAAAGCGUGUAUUUAUUGAAAACAGUGGUAAAUUUGCAAGUCUUUAAAUCUAUAUCUCUAUUAAUAUGUGUAUCCAUUUAAAAAAUUUAUGAUGUGUUAAAAAUCUAUAAAUACAUAAUGACGGUCUCCAAGAAAAACAUCUCAUCUGCAAAUUGACUAGUUGCAGUAUGAAGGUUUUAAGUGAAAAUAUAAAAAUAAAUUUUACUUAUUUCAAAACUAUUGAUUGUUAUCAAAAAUUUAUUUAAUUUCUAUUUUGAUGUGAGUAAUUGAUUUUUAUAUUUUCACCUUACUUAGAGAUGUGAUUUUGUUCGUGGAGGCCGCCGAUAGUGAAGGAAGAAGACACGAUAAGGCUUAUUUUUAUGGCGACGAGCAUAUAAAGCCAUUCCGCCAACCACUUGUAAAGUUAUUCAUCGAAGAUCUUUCUUGAUUGAUAAGUUAUUUUUUUUAACGAGUGUCUUAUGAAAGUUUUAUAGAGCCAAGCCUACGUACUUUGUAAUGAGUAUUAUUCUUUUGUAAAUAUAGCGUUUUAUUUUUUCCUGUUAACAUGUUCGGUAUUUAUGAUUUAAACGUGACAUUCAUUUAGACUGCAAUUAUUAGAAAAAUAAUAAGUAUUAUGCAAAA
Manduca sexta (tobacco hornworm) is the source of this 3307-nucleotide messenger RNA. Its product is annotated as zinc finger protein with KRAB and SCAN domains 7-like. Bases 47 to 1165 code for a protein of 372 amino acids. The record is from RefSeq and is a predicted model, not a curated record. The transcript has a single exon. Lineage: Eukaryota; Metazoa; Arthropoda; Insecta; Lepidoptera; Sphingidae. Gene Ontology annotation, cellular component: nucleus.